Molecule: messenger RNA, 2535 nt
Organism: Hibiscus syriacus
Lineage: Eukaryota; Viridiplantae; Streptophyta; Magnoliopsida; Malvales; Malvaceae
Product: dentin sialophosphoprotein-like
Exons: 5
Coding region: 32-2395 (787 amino acids)
Source: RefSeq, a predicted model, not a curated record
AGUAGUAGAUGAUCGUUAAUUUAGAAGAAAAAUGGAGGUUGGAAUAUCAAAGGAUUUAAUAACCCAACUCCAGAUCUCACUUCGCAAGCAAGCCAACGUGCCUUCCUACGAUCCGAACGACCCAUCGCUUCCCGGUCUCCCUUCCUUCCUUCACUCAGUCGAUGACUCUCCCCGCCUCCGCUGCCACCACUGCAAGGCCCGUCUCCUUCGAGGCUCCGACUCCCUCCUUUGCAUUUUUUGCGGCAAUCGCCCCACUGAGACGCCGCCUCUGCCUAUCAAAUUCCAGUCCACUUCGGGUUACCGAUGGUUUCUUCACUCUCUUAACUUGGAUGGAUCUGAAAUUGUGGGAGAGUCUUUAGACGGAAAUGGAAGGGAUAAAGAACGUAGAGAGGAAUCUUCUUUAUCUGACAUUUUAGGUUUAGAAAUAAGGUGGAAUGAUUCAGAGCCAGAGAGGUUUGAUUCUGGUUUAAGAAAGAAUAAUCCGUUGAAUUUGGCUGGACUUGAUCUUGGUGAUGAUUUUUUAGCUGAAAGGAAGGAAGAUUCUGAUCCGAUUCCCUCUGAAGGGACAUCGGCAGUAAAGAAAGGGAUUGGUUCUACUGGAAGUACUGUGCUCGUGGAAUCGCCUGGCAAUUUUCAGGGUUCGGUCUCUGGUUGGCAGGCUGACUUUCAGUCUUCCGAUUAUAGAGCUGAUCAAGGUGCUAUUAGCUCGGCGUGCUUUGAUCCUUAUGUGAGUUCCUCAAAAGAUAUUUCUUCCAACAUGGGCAUGGUCUUAGGACAGGGUACUAGUUUAUUUGAUGGAAAAGAAAAAAGCAACCAAACUUCUUUGGAUUCCAAAACACCAGACUGGUUUCAAGGAGAUUUCAAGAGUAAUUCCAUUUCCGGUGAUCAAGCACAAAGCAGUACCAGCAAUGCCCCUGGUGACAGGACUAUCGAUGUCGAUGAUGAUUCCUUUGAUGAUUGGAAUGAUUUUAAGGGCUCCACCAUUGCACAAGAUGUUGCUCAUUCUUCGGACCAGACUUCUGGUGGUUUGAAGUCAAUACAUGAAAAAGGUUCUUCUGCCGAUCUUUCUACUCACAUGGAUAGUGUCUUUGGAACAGGAGACUUCUUCGAGGGAAAAGCAGUAGAUAACACAACUUCAUCACACAGUAGUAAUUGGUUUCAGGAUGAUCUCUGGGGUAGUUCCACUUCAAAGACAGUUCAUCAUGCUGAGCAAUCUAAUGAGAAUGUGGGUGAUAAGGAUGGAAGGACAUUAGCAAAUAUAAAUAAUUCUUCUGUGAGCAUAAACAAAGUUCAAGACGAUCAAUGGCCAUUGAGUAGAGUCGAAGCAGCUGACAGUGGAACCAAUGAUGAAGAUGAUGAUUCAUUUGGAGCUUGGAAUGAUUUUAAAAGCUCAAGUGUCCUGAAUUCUUCAAUAAGUUCUUCGAAUGAACAUUCUAUACAUGCUACUACUGAAUUAAAGAGUAGCGACCCUUUUUCUGGAUGGAACCCUGAGUUUCAGUAUACUAAUUCUGAAAAUAAUCAUGUGGAUUCCAAAUCAUCUGAUCCUUUUGUGGGUUCCUCGGUUGAUCUCUCUGAUCAUAUUGAUACUGUCUUUGCAUCGGGAAAAGAUUUAUUUGAUGGGAAGGCAAAAGAUAGCUCUAAUGCUUCUGAUGCAAACAGGUGGUUUCAGGAUGAUCUAUGGUCCAAUUCUACCUCAAAUUUAACUCAUCAAGCUGAAAACUUGGAUGCAACUGGUAAUAGUAUGGAUUCUGGAACAGCUAGGGGUGUGCAUGAUCCCCCCUCGAUGGAUGUUGAUUGGUUUCCUGAUGAUCAAUGGUUAACAGGUAACCAGAAGCCAUCUGAUGCGAAACCUAUUGAUGAAUCAGAUGAUUCAUUUGGUGAUUGGUUUGACUUCAAAAGCUCAACUACCAAGCAAGAUUCUCUUAGUAAUUCUUCAAAACAAGUUGUUAGAACUGAUAAUCAGACCAUUGAUGAUAAUAACAGCUUGUCUGCUGCCUGGAAUGAUUUUUCAAGCUCAACUAGAGUGAAAGACCCGUCAAGUAUUUCUGUAGAACAAAAUGCUGUCCAUCAAGAAAUGCCUUCCCUUGAAACUUCAGGCAAUAACAAUUUUGGUAGUUUAUCUCAACAUGAUUUCUUUUCGGGGGCAUUCAGCAAUCAAAAUGGCUCGUCCAAAACCAAUAUUUUCUGGUCUGCAGCUCCCCUUUCAGACUGGAUGGGUGAUGCAAAUGUAAGAGGCAGCAGUAAAGGUGAAGGUGCAAAAGAUGGUGAUGUCUGUAAUGCAACAGCAUCAACAACUGGUUCAAAAAGUGAUGAAAUAGAGAGAUUGAUGUUACAAAUGCAUGAUCUUUCAUUUAUGUUAGAAAGCGAUCUUUCAAUACCUGCAAAACGUGAUUAACAUUCUAAUGUCUGGGAGCAAUUCGACUUCUUUAUUAUAUUAUGGUUGCCUUGUAUUCUAGGUUUGAUUGGUCCACGUAUUUCAGCCCCUGUAUCCUGUGCUGCUGCUCGUCUUUCUUCCUUGUAUUAUGAAACGGUGAU